AUGACGACGGCGGUUGCGGGCUCACAGGCAGAGACCACUCUCCUCGCGCCCUCGCUGCCUCGUUCGCACCGUGCAAUCACACGCCCGUUCUACGGCUACGACUCGACAGUCGAGUCUGGUAGCGGCAACCUCUACGACGACUACGAAGAAGGCGAAGGAGACGAAGGCGAAUACGACGACGAUCUCGCUGGAGACGACGACUCUGAAUACGACUACGGUGAGUGA
Molecule: messenger RNA, 225 nt
Organism: Apiotrichum porosum
Lineage: Eukaryota; Fungi; Basidiomycota; Tremellomycetes; Trichosporonales; Trichosporonaceae
Exons: 2
Coding region: 1-225 (74 amino acids)
Source: RefSeq, a predicted model, not a curated record